Messenger RNA from Branchiostoma belcheri (Belcher's lancelet), 598 nucleotides. RefSeq names its product nucleolar protein 10-like. The record is from RefSeq and is a predicted model, not a curated record. Gene Ontology annotation, biological process: maturation of SSU-rRNA from tricistronic rRNA transcript (SSU-rRNA, 5.8S rRNA, LSU-rRNA). Lineage: Eukaryota; Metazoa; Chordata; Leptocardii; Amphioxiformes; Branchiostomatidae. The transcript has 7 exons. Gene Ontology annotation, cellular component: small-subunit processome; 90S preribosome; nucleolus. The annotation marks the transcript as partial.
UACAUAUCAAGUAGACUAUUCCAUUUUAUUCAAGAUGGCGGCGCCCGUCCGAAAGUGAGCGUCUGCACGUUGCUGCGGGUUUUGUUGUCCUUUAACAAGUAAAAUCUAUCACCAAGACCUCCCGAUCGGACAAGAUGCAAGUCUCUACUCCAAAUAAUGUCAAAAUCUACAACUUGAUCGCAGGGAAGACCCUACCUGAGUGGUUAACAGACAGGAAGAAGAGAGAUCUCCAGAAGAAAGAUGCAGACAUCCAAAGAAGAAUACAGCUCAUUCAGGACUUUGAGAUGCCGGCAGUCAGUAACUGUAUCAGGAGCUCCAGGGAUGGACAGUACCUCAUGGUUACAGGAACCUACAAACCCAGAGUGAGGUGCUAUGAGGUUGCUCAGAUGUCCAUGAAAUUUGAGAGAGGCCUGGAUGCAGAAGUGGUCACUUUUGACAUUUUGUCAGAAGACUAUUCAAAGGUAGUGUUCCUCCACUGUGACAGAUAUGUGGAGUUCCAUGCUCAGUACGGCAGGUAUUACAGGACCAGGAUACCCAAAGUUGGGAGAGAUUUCUCCUUCCACUCACCUUCAUGUGACCUCUACUUUGUUGGAGCAAG